UCUACACCUAAACAGGCCUAUUUUCUAUAAAAUUGUACAGCAUCUAUAUUCAUAUUUUGAAUGCCUUGCAUUCAAAUAAUAUGCAUUUCUCAGUUUCUCUUACCUUGAAAUCAGACAUCUGAAGAGUAGUCACAUCGUUUUACACUCCGCCUAUGGCCUACUGCAGGGAUCAUCAACUAGAUUCAGCCUCUGGACGAUUUUGUUUCUUGAUUGGACGAUCGGGACCGGAUCAAAAUUAAGCAAUAAGGCCUGAGGGGGUGUGGUAUAUGGCCAAUAUACCAAGGCUAAGGUUAGAUCUUAUGCACGACCCAACGCUAAGUGCCUGGAUACAACCCUUAGCCGUGGUAUAUUGGCCAUGUACCACAACCCCCCAAGGUGCCGUAUUGCUUUUAUAAAAUGGUUACCAAUGUAAUUAGAGCAGUAAAUAUAAAUAUUUUGUCAUACCCGUGGUAGUAUACGGACUGAUUUACCACGGCUGUCAGCCAAUCAGUAUUAAGGGCUCGAACCAGGCAUUUAUGAUUGCAAAUAAUUUGUAGAUUGCAUAUUGCCUGCAAGUAGCCCAAACAGAUAUAAUGUUUGACUGAAACAUAAUCACUUCAAACCUUGCUUACAUUUGUAUACGGUCACGUCUCUCUUUUAUGUGUGUGAAUACUUGGGAACAGAUUUCUUCAAUUAAAAUCACUUGGAGCUCAUUUCCUGUCGUUACAGUCUUUUAUGUCCAACAAUGAAAAUGUGAAGAAAAAAUAAUAUCUCUGAACACUUGAGGGGACAACUAAAAACAUCAGUUGGGGUACCCUGGCCUACUGGCUUGAUAGAGCGAGUGUUGCUGUCCAUGGUUCUGAAAGCGAGCUAAACUUCAAAGCUGAAGCGCCCGGUGUUUAAUGCGCUUUAACGUAUGAAUUGAUUUCUAUGACGCUGUACAAAAGUGUUGUGCUUCAGGAUUGUUUUAAUAUGUCACAUCCCAGAAAAGGUGUAUGUAGAGUAUUUUGAGAAAAUAGCCAGGAAGGUUUACAACGAAUGGAUAAAUAUACAGUUGCAUCAUGUUGCAGCUUGAUCUUAUAGGCGAAACAAUUGCCAUUGACAUUGUAAGCUUAAAGGUCCGUGCUGUAUAUUUAUCCAUUUCACCCGUGUCUACUUGUUUCCAAGGCUGAAAUCUUACUAAGUGCUGUCCAUGGUGCUGCAACAGUUCUUGCUUAUUGCUGAUGAGAGGCAGUGUUCUUUUUAGAUGAAUACUUGUCACUGGUGUAAUGCAAUAGAUGCAAAGUGAAAUUUACGUCAGAGAAAAGUGUUUCAGCAAUCUGGACACUCUCACACUGUUAACCCUUUGGGCUUUGCUUAUCAAUGUCCCUUUUGCGUUUUCACUCGUCCUUGAUUGGUAUGGCUUCUGUCGUUGUUAUCAGAACAUGACAAUCUGAAUAUUUAUUUCAUUAGAUUAGGUUGACAUUUCUUCACCGACUUUCUCUGUGUUUUGCAUUGAAUAGAACGUUUUUCCGUUUAACACACAGGCAUUUUGGGUAGUGAAAAUCCAACACGAUGUGGUCUACUGGAGUUUGUCUCAAUAUUCUAACAAGUGAAAUGAUAAUAACACGUGAAAUAGUAUACAUUCUUAUUUAACAUGAGUAAUAUAGACUAUGUACAACAUUACACAUGGUGUCGCUAUAGACCACAGAAAUUAUAGUAGUCGUUUAUAUUCUAUGACUCCUCCUCUCUGAAUGAGAAAAAGACUUGCGUCAUCAGUCCCGAGAGCUUUGUCAAAAGAAACACUCGAUUGGUGGUGAGACGGAAAUGGCUGGGCUGUUCACGGUCUCUAUAACGGAUUUUUUUAGGUUUCAAUGAUAUGUAACUAUUUACUAUUGGAUUUGUUCAUCUUGUACAAGCAGCGAUGGGUCGUCGAAGACAAAGAGAACGCGUUUGGAUUCAGUGCGUCGCGUUGCUUUGUUUAUUUGACUGGUCUGCAGCGCAGAUCUCUUACUCCGUUUCAGAGGAGGUGGACAAAGGCACGUUUGUGGGGAAUCUGGCUAAGGACUUAAACCUUAAUAUUCAGGAACUGGAGUCGAGGGGUCUAAGGAUUGUAUCAGGACAGAGUAAGAGGUAUUUUGAGGCAAAUUUGAAAACAGGGAUUCUGUACGUAAACGAGAGGAUAGACCGAGAGGAGCUUUGUCCGAAUACGGUAAAGUGCUCUUUAAACAUACAGGCCAUACUGAGCCACCCAAUGCUUCUCCACCGUAUUGAUGUCACUAUUUUAGACAUCAAUGACAAUGCACCAUCAUUCCUCGAGAAAUUGCAUAUACUCAACAUAGCUGAAUCUUCCUUUCCCGGUGAGCGAUAUCCUCUAGCAAUAGCGAAUGACGCAGAUACGGGCAUUAACUCGGUAAAAAGCUACAGGCUGAGCCCGAAUGAACACUUCUCCCUGGAUGUACAGAGCGGUGGAGAGCAGAGUGUGUCUGCUGAGUUAGUGCUGCAGAAAGCUUUAGACCGAGAGAAGCAGCCCGUUAUCCAGCUCACACUGACCGCUAUAGAUGGAGGAAAACCGCCUAGAUCAGGGACGUUAGUUAUAAUUAUCAAUGUGCAAGACGUUAACGAUAAUAUUCCAGUUUUUAACAAACAGCUUUACAAAUUUCGUGUUACUGAGAACGUGCGAUUUGGUACUAUUGUUGCAGCACUCAAUGCCACAGAUUUAGAUGAGGGAAUUAACAGUGAAAUAGAAUAUUCUCUUAUUGGUCGCGGGAGUUUAAACGCCCCCGAUGUUUUUACCGUUAACUCUGAAACCGGAGAAGUUACUGUGAAGGGGAGUAUAGAUUACGAGAUUAACUCCGCUUUUGAGAUUCGUGUUCAAGCUAAAGACAAAGGCACUCCGCCUCGUAGCACCCACUGCAAAGUAUUAGUUGAGGUUAUUGAUGUCAAUGACAAUUCUCCAGAAAUCUCAGUAACGUCACUCAUGAGUCCAGUGAAAGAGGAUGCUGAGAUAGGGACAGUGGUCGCCUUGGUGACAGUGACAGAUAAAGAUAGUAGUAAAAAUGGCAUCACCAACUGUAAACUUCCUGGGUCUGUUCCUUUUAAACUAAAGUCGAACUAUAAAAAUGAUUAUUCUUUAGUGGUCGACGGGCCUCUUGACAGAGAGAGUGAAUCUCAGUACAAUGUCACUAUCACGGCUACGGAUGAAGGGACCCCGCCUCUCUCCAGCACCAGCGUUAUUACUGUACACGUUUCUGAUGUGAAUGACAAUGCUCCUCGCUUCUCAGAACCCGUGAUGAAUGUUUAUGUGAAAGAGAACAGUCCGGUAGGAGACGUCAUUUAUACAAUUUAUGCAUUUGAUCGAGAUUCCGAAGAAAAUGCAAAGAUUAGGUAUGCAUUAUUAGAUAAAAGGGUUUCAAUAUCAUCAUCCGUUAAUAUAAACUCAGAUACUGGAGAUAUAAUCAGUCUGCAGUCUUUUAACUAUGAGGAGAUACAAACUUUCCAGUUCAAAGUUCAGGCCACAGACUCUGGUGUUCCUCCACUCAGCAGCAACGUGACUGUGAACGUUUUUAUCCUGGAUGAGAAUGACAACAGUCCUGGGAUUCUCGCGCCCUAUUCUGAACACGGCUCCGUUAACGCUGAGAACGUUCCCUAUUCUGCUGAAGCGGGCUACUUUGUGGCCAAGAUCAGGGCUGUAGACGCCGACUCUGGCUACAAUGCGCUGCUUUCUUAUCACAUCUCUGAGCCCAAGGGAACCAACCUCUUCCGAAUCGGAACCAGCACCGGGGAACUGAGGACUAAGAGGAGAAUGAGUGACAAUGACCUGAAAACUCACCCGUUGGUCGUGUUGGUUUCUGAUAACGGAGAACCCUCACUGUCAGCGACUGUGUCUAUUGAUGUAGUGGUGGUUGAAAGUACAGGUGAAAUCCAGACUCAAUUCAGAAAUGUGCCGAGAAAGGAGGAGAACUUCUCUGAUUUGAACCUGUAUUUGUUGAUCGCCAUUGCCUCGGUGUCAGUGAUAUUUUUACUGAGCCUCAUCAGUUUAAUAGCAGUAAAAUGCCACAGGACAGAGGACAGUUUCAGAAGGUACAGCGCCCCAGUGAUCAACACACACCCUGACGGAAGCUGGUCUUACUCUAAAUCUACUCAGCAGUAUGACGUGUGUUUCAGCUCAGACACACUGAAGAGUGACGUAGUGGUUUUCCCCGCUCCGUAUCCACCUGCAGAUGCAGAACUGAUCAGUAUUGACGGAAAUGACACGUUUAACAGGACUCAGACAUUACCCAACAAAGAGGAGGUAAGAACUGUACAUAACUGGGCCGAUUUUGCUUUUGAAUGAUCAGUGUAUUACUAUUUUGAACUUGCAGUCAAAUAGUAUUGUUUUCUAAGUUCAUCUUACUUUAAAAACGUCCCUCUACUCGAGAGUUGUCACAUUGGCUUUGUUUUGCACUGUGCGCAUGGCCUCCUUGUCUAACUGAAUGAGUGUUGCUGUCCAUGGUUCGAAAAGCGGGCUAAACUUCAGAGCUGAAGGAUUCGCACCAAGCGUUCAGUGCUCUUUGACCCUCAUAACUCAACUCUGAAACUCGAAGCAUGUUCCACUGCAUUUUUUCAUUGUUCCCCUCUAAUCAGGGACUGAUUUCGACCUGGGUUCACCAGGUGUGUGCAAUUUAUGAUCAGGUAGAACAGAACAGCAGCAUGCUCCGGACCCCGGGUAAGAGUUGAAUACCCCUGCUCUAUGACAUAUGAAUGUCUUUCUUUGACUCUGUGGUAGGGUAUUGUAGUAAGUAUAGUAUUGUGAGAAGAUAGGCAGAACCUUCUACGACGUAUAGGAAAUACACAUCCAUCAUGUUACAGAUUAAUAAUAUAGGCUACGCAAUUACCCUUAACAUUGUCCGUUUAAAUGGUGCAUACUUCAUCUUUAUCCAUUUCAACAGUAGAUAUUUGUUUCCAACGUUGAGGAAGUGGUGAAAUCUCAC
Messenger RNA from Salvelinus fontinalis (brook trout), 4931 nucleotides. Its product is annotated as protocadherin alpha-2-like. NCBI's taxonomy places the organism in Eukaryota, Metazoa, Chordata, Actinopteri, Salmoniformes, Salmonidae. Gene Ontology annotation, molecular function: calcium ion binding. The record is from RefSeq and is a predicted model, not a curated record. Gene Ontology annotation, biological process: homophilic cell-cell adhesion. Bases 1883 to 4294 code for a protein of 803 amino acids. The transcript has a single exon. Gene Ontology annotation, cellular component: plasma membrane.